This is a messenger RNA of Puma concolor (puma), 2625 nucleotides long. Lineage: Eukaryota; Metazoa; Chordata; Mammalia; Carnivora; Felidae. The record is from RefSeq and is a predicted model, not a curated record.
AUGCCCGAGAAUCCCCCGGAAUGGGGCAAGUUCAGCGCCCUGCCUCCCCUGCCCCGCGCCCCGGGAACCUCUGGGCCCCAGGCCUGGGCGCUGGGACUCCUUACAGCUCCCCUGGCGAAUCCAGGGGCAGCCCGGGGUAAGGACAGGCACCUCGAGGGGCGACGGGUGGCGGCCCUGGCGCUGCGGGCAAGGGGCCCGCCUCCCCCGAGGCCAGUGGCCCGAGUCAGGGGCUCGCGCUCCCUCGGAGACCUGGCCGUCUGUCCUUCCCUGUGGCCUUCCGACAGCCCCACCGCCCUUUGCCGCCUGCAUUUCUCUCGUCCCCGCGAGGGAGUAGAUGGUUUACCGGUCCCAGGUGACCAGGCAGUUUCACAAAUGAGCCAUUUAGCAACUUUAAAAAGACACAGCUCCAACUCACUGGAAGUGGAAUUUCUCCUAUCACACAAAAGAAGACGAGCAUCUUAUCCACGGGGAGAUUACAGGGGUUUGCAAGAACUUAUUGAAAACACAAAUAGGCAGGGAGCCGCGGGCCCCUCUGUACCAGAGGACCAGCAUGAAACCCAGCCCCUGACCAACUCUGUGGGAGCUCCUCUUCAGUCGGCAGCAUCCCCUGAGCUACAGCAGCCGGACCUCAGGCAGAAGCCACCAAUUCCCAAGGUUGUCCCCACGUUUUCAUUACAGUCCAAUCGCACACCAGGCGGCCCAGCUCCUGGUCUUGCCGCCCUUUCCUACUUUGUCAGCGAAGGUGCGGAAGGUGCCAGCUGUGUUACCCUGUCUGCCCAGUGUCCUCCAGCAGUACCUCCAGCCCUUCUGCCACAAGGAAAGCCCAGUCUGGCCCAGUUUCCUGAGGCGGCAAACUGCUCAACUUUACCGGGAAAUAGCAGCAUGGACCCACAUGCUGCCUCAUCAGCUUUCUGCAUCCCUCCCAGUUUUGAAAUGCCAGGAAAAGCCGAAGCCAGCCUUGGAGACAGCGCUAAGUCAGUGUAUUACCCAACUUUGUUGAGACAUGACAGUGGCCAAGAUACUGCCUCUUCAUCUGUUUUCAUCCUUCCCAAUUUUGCACUUGACAAAGUUAUGCUUGUCGAAAUGCCAGAAAAAGCAGAAACCAGCCUGGAAAACAGCUGUCAGACGGUGUAUUACCAAACUUCAUUGGGAAAUGACACUGGCCCAGAUCCUGCCUCUUCAUCUCAAUCCGUCCCACCCAGUUUCGAAAUGAUGGGCAAAGAAGAAACCAGCCUGGAAAAUAACACUAAGAUGACAAAUUGCCCACCUGUAUUGGAAAAUGACAGUGGUCAAGAUACUUCAGCAUAUUUCUUCAUCCCUUCCAGUUUUGGUUUCAAUGUGAGCAUCAGUUUUCAUUUCUCUGAGAUAAAGCCCAAGAGCACAGUUGCUGGGUCCUGCAAUAACGCACUUGAAAGAUGUUUUACUGAUCAAAAUGUUGUGCAAACAGAAUCCAGGACAGAAAUGAGUUCUGAGACAAUGGAUUCCUCAACUUCAAUGAAAAACAACAGGGACCGUGACACUGAUUCAGAGUCUUUCUUCCUCACUCCUGCACUUUUAACUAUAGAAAUAUUGGUAAAAGCAGAAAAUGUCAUGGAAAACAGAUCUUACUCAACUAUAUUGGAAAAUGACAAUAGCCAAGAUUCUAGCUCAUCAUCUUUCUGCAUCCGGUCCAAUUUUGGGUAUCUCGGUGAUCCAAAAAGGAAUGUCAGGGUGUUUGAUGCUCAUUUGCUGACUGCACAAAGGAAGGCUAAUCCUAGGCAUGCAGUCCGCUACCUGAUUCAUAUUUUGUUCUCCAAGGAAAUUCUGACGGACGGCUGGGUAGGUGUCAAUUCCCAAGGCCUCCGACCUCUAGAUGCAAACAAAAUGGCUGCAUUAAGAGAACAUCUGCAAUCAGUUUUUCCCGACUAUGAUUUGCGUGAAUAUGGAAAUUACUGGCAAACCUGUAUUGCCGAUAUCAAUUCUCUGAUCAGCUGUUUGCGUUCUGAAGCCAACACAAUACGACAGAAAGCUGGUGACAACAGUAAAGGCCCUACCAAUCCUGAUACACCAGUGGCUGCAGAUUUGAACGGUACGAGGUAUGGUAAAGGCAGUGAAAGCAGUUCCCAGUUAUCUCAGCAAGCAGCUGCCUCAGAAACAAGAGGAAAUGGGAAUUCUCAGCAGAACAGCAGCGCUUGCCCCAAAGGAAUUAAAGAACAUUCCACUGAUAAUUCAUUGGUAUCUUACGAAGCAUUGGAAUAUCUUGGAAAUCCAGAUAGAAAUAUCCAGUUGCCGCAUUCAGUGCUAAGUAUGGCAAAAGUGAAGUCUCGCCCAGAGCUGUCAGCCAUAUACUUAAUUCACAACCUGUUCACAGAGGAAGUCCUGAUAAGAAGUAACAUCUAUGGCAGUUUGGGGCAUGGCUUGUAUGCCCUUAAUCCGAAUAGGAUUAACGCUCUUCGAGAAUUUCUUGGAGACGCCUACCCAACCUGCGAUCUAUCAGAAAGUGGAUAUGACUGGAAGUUGUGUGUGACAGCUAUCAAUAGUUGUAUCCGUAGUCUUAGAUGUGACUUCAAGAAGUCCACAUCCAAAGCAUAGCCGCUUCCAGCAACAAACCCUUUAACAGAGUCAGAGCCAAGAGAUAUUGACUGA